Messenger RNA from Periophthalmus magnuspinnatus, 7200 nucleotides. RefSeq lists its product as uncharacterized. The record is from RefSeq and is a predicted model, not a curated record. Lineage: Eukaryota; Metazoa; Chordata; Actinopteri; Gobiiformes; Gobiidae. Gene Ontology annotation, molecular function: protein binding. The coding region runs from base 467 to 6724 and encodes 2085 amino acids. The transcript has 10 exons.
GCGCAUGCGCAGCUCGGUCCUGUCUGAACAUGGAGACGCCACGGCGCAUGCGCAGCUCGGUCUGUCUGAAUAAUGGCUCUGGGCUUUAAGAACAAACCUCUAUGUUAAGGAAAUGAACACUGCUUCACACUGUUGGCACCAAAUAAAACAGUCAAAGUAAAACUUGUCUUGUUUUCGGCAGUUAAAGUGGCUGUGUUAAAGCUAACUGUUAGCCGCACAAUGCCUCGGACGCUCAUUCACUCUUCUUCUGUUUUUCUCUCAAAUCUUUGCCGAGAUGAGAUUUCUGCGCAGGAUUUUGUCUGCUGGACUUGGACCUUUUGCUGCCACAUUUUAUUCGCCAUGGCAGUGUCUGGGGGCCCCAGACCCACACAUUAGCAUGCUAACACGGCUAGCUAGCUGCUGUGGAUGCUAAUCUGCUAAAGAACAGGAUACUGUCUAAAGAAGCAGACAACAAGGUGCCUAAAACAUGGAUCAAUCCUCAGUGACAGAUGAAAUAUCUGCUGACAGUACUGACCAAGCUCAAGCUCUGGACAUUUCAAACCCCAAAUGGACCACAAGUGUCCUCCCUGAAGAUCACAGUGAUGGGAGCCACGGAGCUGAGACUUUACACUGUCAUGAUGACAGUGGAGGUGUUUUUACUGAGGACGACCACUUUGCACUCAGCAACGACGGCAUGUCCGAGUUCUCAAAUAGUGACAUCUCGCUGCCAGAAGUCUGUAUUUCUUCAAACACCAAUUCUGUUAAAGAAGAAAUUAACUAUGAGGUCCAGCAAGCCUAUAGAAUAUUCAGUGAAUUCCUCACAGAGAAACACAAAGUCAUGACCAGCCCAUUCUGGAAUCCAACAGUAAAUCAGGACGAGGAAACACAAUGUGGCUCAGGAGGGGUCUGUAACAGGUACCCGGUUAAUGUCAGACAGUCCAUGUGCCUACACAGAAUGGAAGAAAAGUUUAUCCAUCAAGAAUAUGAGACCAUUACAGAGUUUGUCGCGGACUUCAGACUAAUGUUGGAGAACUGUUAUCGCUACCAUGGCGUUGAUCAUUGGCUGUCGAAACAGGCACAGAAAUUGGAAAUAAUGCUAGAGCAAAAGUUAACACUACUUUCCAGGAAAUUGCGUGAAAAAACAACUCUUGUUGUGACGUCAAAAGGACGGUUUGGUGUUGGAGAGGAACCAGCGUCCUCAUCGUCCACGAGGCGGAGACACACUCGGAGUAUAAAAACACUGACAGUCGGUGGACAUGAGUCUAUUAUGGUACAAACUUUGAGGGUGGAAGAGCAGCAAAGGGCCAGGGAAGAGAAAAAACAGCGUGAACUUGAGAAGAAAGAGGCAGAAGAAAUAUCAGCCAAAGAGAUGGAUGAGUGGGAGCAGAACUUGUUGUCUCAGGCUUUCCCUCACAAUGUGGAGACACUUUGGGAGCUGCCAGCGAUUGGACACUUUCUCUGUUUGGCUCAGAGUGCACUUAACCUCCCGGAGAUCGUCUUUUUUGAGCUGGAGCGGUGUCUCCUGAUGCCUCGCUGCAGCAUUCUCUUGUCCAAAAUUAUGUCUUCCUUGCUUUGUCAACCACAGAGGAGGUCCACUUUGCACCGUCGCCCAGUUCUGCCAUACAGACGCUGGGAGUCCGAGCUCAGGCAAAGGGUUAGGACUUGGUUUCAGUCUGUGGGUUCGUCUCAUGAUCAGACGGCUCGCGCUGAGCACCUUGGUUUGUGCCAUCAGUUUUUUAGUGUCCUUGGAAAAAGCAGCCCUUUGGAGGCUAAAGCCUUUCACAUGCUGCCCUUUUACCAGCGUGUUUGGCUUCUCAAGGGCUUGUGUGACCAUGUGUAUGAAACACAGAGGGAUAUACAAAUGGCUGUUCUGGCCCAGCCCAUUCAUGAAUGUAGGGAGUCCAUUUUGGGUUAUGACAGCAAAGAGAAUGCCUAUAUACACUUUCCACACUUUUGUGGAGCAGAUCUGAGGAUUUACCGUCAAAGUCCCAGUGCACCCCCAAACUUUCCCUUUCCUUCAGUUUUGGUGGAAAAGGUUGAAUUACUGCACAGAUUAGAGGAAGAGAUGCCUUCUGUCACUAAAAGCAGUAGUGACGUUUAUAGGGACAGUUUUGAUGAUAAAACAGUUAAAGAGGAACUGUACAAAACAUAUAAAGUAGAAACUAUUGAAUCAGAUGUGGACAGAUGCCGUUCUUGGCGACCAAAACCAAGGGAGCACAUUCAAAUAUCAAACGACGAAGACUCUGGUGAUGAAUGUAAAGUGGAGCCACACACUAACUCUUCACCAAUUAAAGGACUUAUUAGAAAACACAUUUUAACAGAGGAAAAAUCUGAGUUUGAUCUUAAAUCUAAAAGACUAAAGAAUGAAAUGGGCAGUUUGUGUCCAUUACAAAGAAGUGAGUCCACGCACAAGCUUUGUCUCAGUGAUGAGGAACACUGCUAUACAGGAAGGUCACCCACAGGCUCCGUAACCGGGUCCCCAUUACGAAAACUAAGUAUUGAAACAAGUGCUGUACUAGGAGACCAAAGACAACGUUGCUGUAAAAACAGAAACAGUCCUGUGAAGAUUGAGCCGUGUCAAAGCUGCUGUGGAUCCUCAGAGCUCCACAGAACGCAGAUGUCCACAGAACACACUCGAACGUUUUGUGAGAAGGACGUGAAUGACAAAAUCUCGACAAAGAACAAAAAGUGGAGAAAAAAGAAGGAACGAGAACUGCUUUCACGCGUAAAACCUGAGCAGAGGCAGCCAGUAGACAGGAGGCGCUGUCGUGCUAAAACUCCCAAGCCUUCAGAGUCAAACACUGCUAUCAAGAGGAAAAACAAGAAGAGAAAACGCGCAGAAAGUAAAGCUCCUACUCUCUCCAAGAAAAUAAACGAGCCACAUCCUGGACCAUCUUUUAAGUUGAUAUGCACCAACCUCGAUGAUUUACGAGAGUUAAUUAAUAAGACCGAGGAUGAGCUUGACGAUCUAGAGAGCACAAAGAGGAAAAUGAGUCUGUGGUACGGCAGACGAGAAUCAGUCAAAGAUCUUCACAGCACAUUGAUCAGAUUACUGAAUGAGCUCACUCCCUGGGAACCGAAACUAAUCAAAGCACAUCAACGAAACAGGCUACGUUUAAAGAAGGAAUUUGAGGUCUUCAGAAGUCAUCCAGAUUAUAGCAACUUUGUGCGUGAGGAGUCCAUGUCUUCUUCUUCAUCAUCGUCAUCAUCAGAUAAUGAAGGAGAACUGGGUUUGCUGUUUGAACAAUGCCAUCAAUCAGGACAUGUAGAUCCAGAACACGUACUUCCCCGGGGACUUGGAGGAACUGUAAAGGAUUUGUCCACUGAGCCGUCUGCAGAUGUUCCUGUGACUCACAAAAGUCAUAAUUGCCCAAAGCAGCUUCUGUCUGGCAACUUGGAUUACUCCCUUAAGAAUACAAAUAGAUCUGAGCUAAAUCAUCAAUCCAGUGAUUCCUUCUCUUCUCAGAAACAAACCAUUCCAUUGUCAAAACCGAGUGUCCUCCAUUCUGUAAGUGGACAACCCAAAAGCUACACACCCAUCCCGACCCUACUGGCCAAAAGUGUUGGGAACAAAGUGACUUUAAUGAAACAGCCGGCUGAUCAUCUAGAAAUCGACAGUAAAGGAACUGUGGUCUCCACUGGAGACACCAAUCUGUCCAAGUUGAACUGUUCAUCUGGUCCUCCGCAGAAUUCUUCACAAAAACAAGUCUCUUACACUGUUCAUAAAGAACAGAAUCCUCUUGUUGGCACCUCCAGCUCAAAUCUGAAAUGUAAAGAAAUGGAACCACAGCAAGUUGUAUUUCUGAAUCCGAAUAUCCUCCACAGUACAGAUAAAGAAGUGACUUUAUCACAGCAGCAGUCUAAAGACAUCAUUUCAAGUGAAAUAGAUUCUACGUUAUGCACAUCUACCAAUGUGGCUGGUUUUACCAUUCCUGAAAGUGGAACCCUUGUUCAGCAAGUGCCUCCCUCAAAAAAUACUGGACUGACAGAGGCCAGUGUUUGUUCCAGUAAUAUUCACAGUUUCUUCAGGUCACAACCGAGUGCAAUUAGUAAUGCAAGGUCCAAAGUGACACAGCAUUGUGAUGUUCAGCCUAGUGCACCUCAGUGUUCCCUUCAUGAUAUCACUGCUCCUUUGAGUAUUUCAAAGUCUACAGACUCUAAACAAGAACUGAAGACUGUGUGUAUCAGAGAAUCACAGUCAAUCCUUGUCACAACCAGAGGAGGCAACACAGGGAUUGUCAAAGUACAAAAAUCUACAGAUCACACUGUUGGUUUUUCCAAAGGUCCAGUCAUAACAAUUUCACCUCAGUUCCAAGCCUUACUUGUUUCCAAAACGUCCUCUGUUUUUUCUCCUAAUACUGGUCAGUCUGGCUCAGUAUCAACAGCAAGUACUGGGCCAACAGUCCAAACAGGUCCUGAAACACCCAGUGUCUCCCUCAAUCAAGAAGUGAGCAAGUAUUCAAGUACUACAAAGACUCAAGGACUCACUGGUUCAAGUGUCUACACAUCCACAUCAAACUGUGGCAAAACUGCAGUGUCAUGUCCUCUGACUGUGGUGAAAAAUGCCAACCCAGCACUCAGUAACUUUAUUACACCCCCCAGUCUGACAGCAGCAGAGCUCAUCAACCAGCCUCGUCUCAAUCAAACACAUGCAGAUAAUGGAUCACAUGUUGCCAAAUUCAUUUUAAUCAGCCCGCCUUCUGCCCAGGAUGUCAAAGUUUCUUGCACCAAAACACUUCCCACUUCGUCCAUGUUUCUAAACCAGCAAACCACUACAGCAAAGUCACCUCUGAUCCCUGUACAAUGUGCCAACACGAAGCAGCCUACGGUAGGAGCAACACAAGCCAUGACUUCAUCAGCUUCAUCCUCUCCACUGGGUGUCCAGACGAGCUCUGUCAACUCUGUCUCCGUCCCCAAGGACAAGGGUUCUUUUCUAUUUUCAGGAACCUCUACAGAUCCUGUCAAGUUCCCGUGCGUGAUUGCCACCACCAUCCCACAGAACACACAAUCAUCAACCAAAUGCUGCGAUACAAAAGAAGUAGUAACAACUACAGCACAAACUGUCUUCACAAAUUCAAAUGGAAUUUCCACUUCUCCUGCUCCUGCCACAUCACGUUCAAGCUUAAAGCACCUGGGCUUUUCUUCCAUAACUGUGAAUUCUCAACCAAGAAAUGUAACUUGUCCUAGCACCAAGUCUUUGUCAGCAGAUAUUUCUAAGAACUUAAUGUGGUCCAGCAACUCAAAAGUUCAUCCCACAACAUCGCAAACCACCCCAAGUCCAAUCUCAGCUCUGAGCCUAAAACACAAGCCUCUAAAAAACCUGUCUGUGUCAAAUGCAACUGGACAUUUCGACAAAACCUCUUUAUCGCCACCACUUUGUUUCCCUAGACCUGAAGAUUCUUCUGACAUGCCCAGAUCGACUGAAGUCCCUGAUAUUGCCAAAGGUUUAUUAACUAAACCUACAACUACGUCAUCACAAACAUCUCUUACAAACUCAGUCCAAAGGCAAAUAGUUAUCAACACUUCAACGCGCCUAGCAGGCGGGACACGUAUUGUUCUAAAUAAUGCUCAUUUUGUGGUCCCACCCCAAGGUUUAGGUCCAGGCAGCCACGUUCUUGUCAUUUCAGGUCAUGCACCACAAGUGCCUGGUUCAAGUGUUAAAACAGAAGAGACUGUACCACUUCAAGGAGUAAACAAAGGCCAGGUGCUGCUCCAGCCCUCAGCCAGGCUGCCUGGUUUACCAGCUAUUAGAUCUUCUUAUGUAGCAUGCACACCAGCUGUUUCCUGCGCAGGACAAGCUCCUAGUCCCAUAAUCACAGCACCCAGAAUACACAGCCCAAACAAUGCAGUGGUAGUUAAUCAAAUUGACACAGCAGCAAAUUCUCCAUUUUUGCAGACUGCUAACACUGGAAGACCAACAGAAGGAGCCUCCAUAGUGUCCACUUUUCCAAGUCUACUGCCCGUGGUUUCCUCUGUGUUGACCAGUGCGUCUGCUGUCGGCUCAUCCUUCAGAUCUGAAUGUUUGACGACCUCUACGGCUUCAGUGGGCCUCUCUUUGCCCAAUUUACCACCACCGGUAUUAUCAUCUGCUGUUUUUAUCCAACCGAUUAAAACCGAUCCUGCACAUCUGCUCAGAGCUGCGUCCACUCCGUGCUCACAGGGUUUGCCGUCUCCCGCUCAGAUGAAUAAAGGUCUGUCCAUAUCCGUAGCUUCACCAGUCCCAUCCCAGCAUCAAACCAUAAGAGUUGCAUCCAUUUCUAGCUCUACGUCGACUGCUUUAAUGCACAUGGGACUCGGCAGCUUAGCAGUUAAAAAACAAGAACAUACAGCGGCACAUCCAGUCUCAACGAUUGCACAAACUCACAGCGUCCCACCAGCUGCGAGCCCAGGGACACGGACGCUGCCAUGUUCUGGAGGGAAUGUGAAAGGUGAAUCGAACAGCGGCACAUGUGACACUGCAGCUCGCUCACUCCCUCACAGGAAAAGUCCCACUCACUGUCCUGUCAUUGUGACCAAUCCGGCAAUGGAAAAGCACUUAGAGCAGACUUCAUUCUUAGAGAUGCACUGUCCCGUAACGUCGGAGCUGCUGAUUAGCCCUGAUGCCUCUGUUUUGAGUUCAGGUCAGUGCAAGGCCACGUCCACUUUGCCAGAAACGCCAUCUGGACUCUUGAUUUCAGCUGCUGCACUUCAGACUGAGGAUUUGCCGUCACAACCUUCACAGAUGGACUCUAAAUUUGACAAUUAAAUGAUCUGCUGAUGCACCUUAUACUUACCAGGAGUGCCACGCUUUCUGCUUUCAAUUUUUAUAGGUCAGCAAAGUACAAACGUCAGUGGACUGAUGUGAACGACGGCGGACUGGAGACUGUGUUUUAUACUGCGUUUAAUGUAGCUUUUGGAAUUGAAUGUUAAGACUUUUUGUGAUUAUUUUAAGGCCACAAUUCCUGUACAUUUUAAUCAUGAUCACACUGUCCUUCGUGGUCCUUAAUCGUAGAUCAGACACGCUGCUUCAGAUUUGUAGAUCUUCUAAUGUACAUUGUUCCUCUAUUUACUGUGAGACACUUCAUAGAUUGAAACAGUCAGGUCAGUUUGUACUACAAUGCAAUUAAAUGGUUUCAUUUAUUUAUUUUAUUAUAUGUAUUUUAGGAAUAUUUGGUACAUUUUCAUUGGACAAAGGCGAAAUGGAAAUGUGCAUCAAAAUAAAACACUGCUACUGUCUCUAAA